AAACAUAACACAAAGCCCAAGAAAACCAAAAGGAAAAGUCACAUUUUCACACUCUCAUUAUUUGACUCCCCACACUCACUUUCCUCUCUUUUGACUUUGUCAUCCAUUGUUAUUUUCCCCCUCUCUCUCCCUCCUUCAAACAAACUCCAUCACCAUUCAAACCAAAAACAUGUCCACCACCAACAAACCACCGCAUUAUCCUCCACCACGCCACUACCCACCACCACCACGCCCACCACAAGUACACCCUCCACCACGCCACCACCCACCACCACCAAACCCACCACAAGUACACCCUCCACCACGACAUCACCCACCACCACCAUAUCGCCGCCCACCAAAACCCCCAAAAUCCAACCGCUCCACACUAGCAUCCUGCAUUGUAGCCACAAUCUUCCUAAUCUUCCUCAUCAUCCUCCUCUUCAUCAUCUACUUCUCUCUCUUCAAACCCAAAGACCCAACCAUCACCAUAACCGCCGUCCAACUCCCUACCUUCACCAUCUCCUCCAACGGCUCCAUCGUCAGCUUCACCUUCUCCCUCUACGCCGCCAUCAAAAACACUAACCGUGCCCUCUUCUCCCACUUCGAUAGCUCCCUCCAGCUCCUCUACGCCGGCAAUCAAGUCGGUUUCAUGUUCAUCCCAGCUGGUAAAAUAUCCGCCGGAAAAACAGAGUUCAUAGGCGCGACGUUUUCUGUGAAGCCGUUUCUUAUCUCGACGACGGCAGCGGGAGGGGACACUCCGGCGUUAGUGGGGAAUAUUCCGGUGACGGACGGGAUAGAGAGGGUGAAGCCGACAAUGGAGGUGGAAAUGAGGAUGGAAAUGGUGGGAAGAGAGAGAGUGUUGGGGGUUUUUAGUCAUCAUGUUGAGACUGUUACUGAUUGUCGCAUUGCUGUCGCCAUUUCUGAUGGAUCUGUGCUUGGUUUCCAUUGUAGCUAAUUUCCCUUUUUUUACUUAAUUGAGUAAUUUCAGGAACAAUUUUCGGGAUUUGUGCUUUAAGAGGAUUUGUUAAUGGAGGAUUAGUUAGUAAAUUAAUUUAAUUAGUUUGCUGCAAUUGUAAAAAGUUUAACUCCAUCGUUAUGUAUUUUGUGGGUAAUGUAGGAUUCUCUCUCAGUUUUUUUUAGUUGAGACAUUUUUUUUAGUCAA
Molecule: messenger RNA, 1144 nt
Organism: Spinacia oleracea (spinach)
Lineage: Eukaryota; Viridiplantae; Streptophyta; Magnoliopsida; Caryophyllales; Amaranthaceae
Exons: 1
Coding region: 170-937 (255 amino acids)
Source: RefSeq, a predicted model, not a curated record